AUGCUCGGGUUUGUGACAGGCCUCAUUCCCUUAACCAGAAAUGACUCUGUCGUCGACAGCAGCUUGAAACGUUGCCGGGUUCGCACGAGUAAGGUUUCGCUGCGGAUGCAGUUGAAGCGCCUCAGGUGGAGUGAGUUUGAGGAUCGCGCAGCGUACGCGCCGUUGCCCAGGAACUGGGCAGGCGAGUUCGACUCCAUAGGACCGCUGGAUCCGCCGAAAAGUCAAGAGGAGAAACUGCCAGAGCAAAUCUUCGGUCAGAAGUAUGAGAAGCCGCUCCCGCUGAAUAUCACUCCUGAGGAAGAAGCUGCUUUCAAAGCGUUUCAGAGCGCCGAACAGCGAGCACGGCAGGAAGCCGUCGCUCGUCUAGCCGAGAAGAAGCAGCUGGAAACCGCAGCGCCUGGCAUAAUGAGCAACUUUGAUCCCGCUUGGGUUUACAAGACCCCAGUUCUCGAGUACUGGCGGAGUCGCAAGUGA
Cyanidioschyzon merolae strain 10D is the source of this 474-nucleotide messenger RNA. RefSeq lists its product as hypothetical. Bases 1 to 474 code for a protein of 157 amino acids. The transcript has a single exon. The record is from RefSeq and is a predicted model, not a curated record. NCBI's taxonomy places the organism in Eukaryota, Rhodophyta, Bangiophyceae, Cyanidiales, Cyanidiaceae.